AUGUCCCGCGGAAACCAGCGCGAAAAGGCCCGCGAGGCCAACCUCAAGAAACAAGCAGCCAUUAAAAAAGGGCAUGGUAUGAGCGGCAGCGAGCUGGCCAAGGCAAAGGAGAUCGCGGCGCAGAGGAUGCGCGAGAAGCAGGCUGCCGGUAUG
This is a messenger RNA of Thermothelomyces thermophilus ATCC 42464, 153 nucleotides long. RefSeq lists its product as uncharacterized. The annotation marks the transcript as partial. Lineage: Eukaryota; Fungi; Ascomycota; Sordariomycetes; Sordariales; Chaetomiaceae. The record is from RefSeq and is a predicted model, not a curated record. The transcript is spliced from 2 exons.